AUAAUAAAACCAAGAAAAUUUCAGUGUUUUUGGCUAUGGAAUCUGAUUCAUCCUCUAUUGAUCUUUCUCGUCUUAACGAAGAGUUGCCAGUGAAAAUCGAGGAGAUGUUGAAAUUGAGUAACAAAGAAGAUGACAUAAUAAGUCUCAGGUUAUUAGACCUGACAGAUAUUGAUGAUUUUAUGGAAUGGUUUACGGAUGACAAGGUUAAUAAGUUUUGUUCUCGUGACACUACUUUCAUAGCCAAAGAAGACGCGAUGCAAUACAUUGCUGAUGUUGUUAUACCACAUCCAUGGUACAGGGCAAUAUGCUUAAAUGACAAGCCAAUUGGUUCAAUUUCUGUAUCAUCAUUUCAUGGAAGUGAUAGAUGCAGGGGCGAAAUUGGAUACGAGAUAUCAUCAAAGUAUUGGGGCAAAGGGAUUGCCACCAAGGCGGUGAAGAUGGUGGCGUCCACCAUCUUCGUAGACUGGCCCCACUUGGCCCGGAUAGAAGGUAUUGUGGCUGUUGAUAAUGUAGGAUCACAAAGGGUGUUGGAGAAGGCUGGUUUUAUUAAGGAAGGUGUUUUGAGGAAGUACUAUCUUGUUAAGGGGAUACCAAUAGAUAUUGUUAUGUUUAGUCUUUUAUCUAUUGAUCAACAACUUACCUACUUUACUUGAGCCGAAGGUUUAUUGGAAACAGUCUAUUUACCUUCACAAGGU
Molecule: messenger RNA, 695 nt
Organism: Solanum verrucosum
Lineage: Eukaryota; Viridiplantae; Streptophyta; Magnoliopsida; Solanales; Solanaceae
Exons: 1
Coding region: 36-653 (205 amino acids)
Molecular function (GO): acyltransferase activity, transferring groups other than amino-acyl groups
Source: RefSeq, a predicted model, not a curated record